Molecule: messenger RNA, 738 nt
Organism: Paracoccidioides lutzii Pb01
Exons: 2
Coding region: 1-738 (245 amino acids)
Molecular function (GO): protein binding
Source: RefSeq, a predicted model, not a curated record
AUGGCAGACACAAGCACCCAAAUACAGGCGGGUGGCACGACAUCCACGCCGUUGACGUUCGAAGAAAUUGAUGACCUCAUCUACUCCGCGCGUCUGGGCGACGUAGAUUCAUUGCGGACAGAUAUCACAAAUCUUAGCCAGAAAUAUGGGUGCACGGCGUCUGACAUUUUACAAUGCGCCAUUGACUUGGAAGACGAGAGCGAAGGAGGAACGGGAGCGUGUUUGUUACAUUGGCCAGCUGCUAAUGGGAAUAUUGAAACCCUCAACUACCUCCUCAGUCUCCUUCCCACGCCACAACCAACCCAAACGCCAACCGAAACAUCCCAAAGUUCCCAGAGGCCGACAAACUCGAUAAUAAAUCACCGCAAUAACUCCGGUAAUACCCCGCUGCACUGGGCAGCCCUAAAUUCGCACCUGGAAUGUGUAAAAGCCCUAGUCAACGCUGGCGCAGACAUCGCGGCCAAGAACAAUGCAGGCCAUGAUGCCGUCUUUCUUGCUGAGAGGUCGGAGUUGGCUGCGUUACCUGCUGAUGAUGAGGAUGUGGACGAGGGAGGAGGAGAAAAGCGAGGAGACGGAGAGUCAAUUGUGAACUGUGUCACUGCUAUUGAAGGUAACGGCGAGGCGGAUGAAGGAAGACCAGUUUCGCAGGGCAUGCAGGUGGUCGAGUGGUUGUUGGGUUGUGAGGAGGGGAAAGGAUUGGAAAGAGGGGUGGCUAUCAAUGAAGUUGGAGACAGUUGA